Messenger RNA from Oryza brachyantha (malo sina), 2184 nucleotides. RefSeq names its product probable serine/threonine-protein kinase PBL19. NCBI's taxonomy places the organism in Eukaryota, Viridiplantae, Streptophyta, Magnoliopsida, Poales, Poaceae. Gene Ontology annotation, biological process: protein phosphorylation. The coding region runs from base 457 to 1863 and encodes 468 amino acids. The record is from RefSeq and is a predicted model, not a curated record. Gene Ontology annotation, molecular function: protein kinase activity; ATP binding. The transcript has 4 exons.
UGCGAAAAAUUCUUCUCUCGUCUCCCAGGGAGAAAAAAAAAACUACGUUGUAGAAGGGAAAAUGGAGUAGCUUUUCUGUUCUCCCAGGCUCCCAGCACGAAUUGGUGCCCGUUCUGCUCUCGUCCUCAUUGGCGUCAACCAAUUCUGCGUCAGUUUACUGACUCUCCCUUGGUUGCGCGAAGUUCUUGCCUCAUGAGAGUUUUUGUUCGUCCCCGUUUGUUGUCGUGUUUCGAGGAGGAGGAGGAGGCAAGAAGAGUUCCGAUUAGAGAGAAGGAAGAAGAAGAAGAAGAAGGGUUCUGGUUUUGUCGCCAAAGGUUGCUCCUUUUCUCGUCAGGGUUCAAGCUGCCGAGGUGAAGUGCCAUGGCGAAGACGAGGCAAGAGAGAACCAGGAGCUGAAUCGAAUUGAAUUCGAAUCCCCCUCUAAUCUCCAGGUUGCUGUUCAUCUGCUCCUUGGAAAUGGGCUGCUUCGGCCGCGUGAGGGACAAGAUCAAGAAGAGGCGCAAGGGGAAGGUGCCGCACGAGGUGCCAGCGCCGCCGUCGCCGCUCGCCGGUUCGUCCCGUUCCACCGCCUCCACGUCCACGGCCGCCUGCUCCACGGUGUCGUCGUCGGCCGUCGCGACGAGCCAGUCCGAGGAGUCGGUGGCGGCCGCGAGGCCCGCCGCGGGGUGGAGCAGGUCGUUGGGGUCGGUCUCGUCGGCGCGGAGCAUCCCGGAGCUGUACGAGGAGAGGGGCGCGAGCUCCCUGCAGGAGUUCGGGCUCCGGGAGCUCCAGGCGGCGACCAGGGACUUCAGCCGGCUCCUCAAGAUCGGCGAGGGCGGCUUCGGGAGCGUCUACAAGGGCGUCGUCCGGCUGCCCGGCGGGCCCGCCGGUGGCACCGUCGUCGCCAUAAAAAGGCUCAAUCCCCACGGCCGACAGGGUCACAAGCAAUGGCUGACAGAAGUUCAAUUUCUAGGGGUCGUCGAGCACCCGAAUCUCGUCAGGCUCAUUGGAUACUGUGCAGCUCAGAGUGAACGAGGUCCUCAGAGGUUGCUGGUCUACGAGUUCAUGUCGAACAAGACCCUGGAUGAUCAUCUAUUCAAUAAAGCAUAUCCUGUCCUUCCAUGGGACAUCAGGUUGGAGAUAGCACUGGGAGCCGCUGAGGGGUUGUUGUACCUUCAUGAGGGAUUGGAAGUUCAGGUCAUAUACCGUGACUUCAAAGCUUCCAACGUGCUACUCGAUGAGGAAUUUAGACCAAAACUUUCGGACUUUGGAUUAGCAAGGGAAGGGCCAACCGCAGAUAACACUCAUGUGUCCACAGCGGUUAUGGGGACUUAUGGCUAUGCAGCUCCAGACUACAUUGAGACAGGCCAUCUCACAGACAAGAGUGAUGUUUGGAGCUUCGGAGUUGUCCUAUAUGAGAUCCUCACGGGACGCCGUUCAAUGGACAGGAACCGUCCCAAGAACGAGCAGAAACUCCUGGAAUGGGUGAAGCAGUAUCCUGUCGAGACCAAGAGGUUCAGCAUGAUCAUAGAUCCCAGACUCCGGGACCGUUACUCUAAGCAGGGCACUAGAGAAAUCGCCAGAUUGGCCAACAGCUGCCUCGCAAAGCUUGCAAAAGACCGUCCAACCAUGAGAGAGGUGGUGGAGAGCAUGAAGCAGGUGAUGCAGCACAGCGAGUUGGAUGGUGAUGUGGAGGCGUCAGGGAAGAAGAGCUCACCACCUCAUGAGGUUCCUGGGAACCCAACCGCGGACGAUGUCGCCGUGGCGGCAGCAAGGCGGCGGAUGCUUCACCUUGCUGCGCUCGGUGAAAAUGCAAACAGUAUUGCAAGGAGGAGAUUCAUGUUCAUGAGGGCUGCUGCUGCUGCUGCUCCAACUCCAACAUAAGCUUCUGGAAGAGCUGGUGUUCUUGGCUGCUUAUAGUUUGAUGGGUUUGUGAAGAUAUUUUGGAUAUUAGUCAGCUUUUUUAUCGCUACAAAUAUUUUAAAAGAUCCAGAAUUUUGGUUACUUUAGAUUUAUACAUAUAAUACACAGUUCUGUAGGUUAAGUCAAACAUCAGACUUACAGUUGCUACUGUGAGCAGUUCUUUGUAGAUACAAAAUGUAAUAUUGCUUUUUUCCUUUUUUUUUUGUUAUGAGUUAUGAGCUUGUGAAUGUAGACUCAGAAAAUGUUUCCAUGUUCAAACUUUUAUGCUUGAUUUGAUAUUUG